Molecule: messenger RNA, 2738 nt
Organism: Entelurus aequoreus (snake pipefish)
Lineage: Eukaryota; Metazoa; Chordata; Actinopteri; Syngnathiformes; Syngnathidae
Gene: wdr20a
Product: WD repeat domain 20a
Molecular function (GO): protein binding
Source: RefSeq, a predicted model, not a curated record
CCCGUGCGUAAGAUCCGGCCUGGGGGAGAGGGAUGAAUGUUAAUUUCAAAGAUGGCGGCGGAGGGAGGAGGGAAGGAGAUGAACGAAAUUAAAACUCAGUUCACCACCCGGGAAGGCGUCUAUAAACUCCUCACUCACUCCGAAUACAGCCGUCCGAACAGAGUGCCUUUCAACUCGCAGGGCUCCAACCCUGUCAGAGUCUCCUUCGUCAACGUCAACGACCAGUCGGGCAACGGCGACAGGAUCUGUUUUAACGUGGGCCGAGAGCUCUACUUCUACAUCUACAAAGGCGUUAGAAAGGCGGCUGACCUGAGUAAGCCCAUUGACAAGCGCAUCUACAAGGGAACCCAGCCCACUUGUCAUGACUUCAACCAUCUCACUGCAACAGCCGAGAGCGUGUCCCUGCUGGUGGGGUUCUCCGCGGGACAAGUGCAGCUCAUCGACCCUAUCAAGAAGGAAACAAGCAAGCUCUUUAACGAAGAGAGACUAAUAGACAAGUCCAGGGUCACAUGUGUGAAGUGGGUACCGGGCUCUGAGAACCUCUUCCUGGUGUCGCACGCCAGUGGGAACAUGUACCUGUACAACGUGGAACACACGUGUGGUACUACGGCGCCCCACUACCAGCUGCUCAAACAGGGUGAGAACUACUCCGUACACACCUGUAAGAGCAAAUCCACACGGAACCCCCUCCUCAAAUGGACAGUCGGCGAGGGCGCCCUUAAUGAAUUUGCCUUCUCGCCGGAUGGCAAGUUCCUUGCAUGCGUCAGCCAGGACGGCUUCCUGCGGGUGUUCAACUUUGACGCUGUGGAGCUCCAUGGCACCAUGAAGAGCUACUUUGGCGGCCUGCUGUGCGUGUGCUGGAGCCCUGAUGGCAAGUAUAUUGUUGCGGGCGGCGAGGACGACCUCGUGACCGUGUGGUCGUUCUUGGAUUGUCGUGUCAUCGCCCGGGGUCACGGCCAUAAGUCGUGGGUGAGCGUGGUGGCGUUUGACCACUACACUACAAGCGUGGAAGAGAGCGACCCGCUGGAGUUCAGUGGCAGCGACGAGGACUUCCAGGAUCAGAUGAUCAACUUUGGCCGGGACCGGGCCAACAGCACGCAGUCGCGCCUCUCUAAGCGCAACUCCACGGACAGCCGGCCUGUCAGCGUCACGUACCGCUUCGGCUCAGUGGGCCAGGACACUCAACUGUGCCUGUGGGAUCUCACUGAGGACAUCCUUUUUCCUCAUCUUCCACUCUCACGGACACGGACGCACACUAACGUGAUGAACGCUACCAGCCCGCCGGCAGGGGCCACCGUACUCGCCAACACCUCUAGUAACGUUACCAAUGGAAACAACAGCGGUGCCAGUACACCUGGCGUGAACUCUGUCUCUACUACAUUACCACGCUCUAACAGCCUGCCCCAUUCCACCAGCGCCACCCCCGCCUACCGCCGCCACCACAAUAACAACAACAGCAACAAACAACAGCAACAAGGUGGGAGCGGCGGUGGCAGCAUCAUGGACAGCGCCAUCGCCACGGGCGUGAGCAAGUUUGCCACGCUCUCACUCCACGACCGUAAGGAGCGUCACCACGAGAAGGACCACAAGCGCAACCACAGCAUGGGACACAUCAGCAGCAAGAGCAGCGACAAGCUCAACCUGCUGACAAAGAGCAAAACGGACGCCGCCAAGACGCUGGGCACGCUGCUGUGCCCGCGCAUGGAGGAUGUGCCACUGCUCGAGCCCCUAAUCUGUAAAAAGAUAGCACACGAGCGACUGACUGUACUCAUAUUUUUAGAGGACUGUUUAGUGACUGCUUGUCAGGAGGGAUUUAUUUGCACAUGGGCACGGCCAGGCAAAGUGGGUUUAUUGUCCUCCCAAAACCAAGCCAGCUCUCCCAGCGGAACAGUAGUAUAGCCACAAUAUUUUCUGCUGCUAAAGAAAACCCUGCAAGCCACAGUCUGAUGCUGCUCUUCACCCCUGCAAGCAUUGCAAGUUUUUCCUUUCCUUUUUCUAUUUUUUUUAAUUUAUUCUUUUUUCAAAAAAUCCCCCUUCCUCUUCUUUUGUUAACAGCUUUUUUGUCUUAUCACUCACUCGACCUUAGAAGAAUGCACCAAAAGAUAACUGUUGUUUUACUCAUUUUAGAUAGUUAUUUUUUCUUAAUUGUAUUUCUGUAUAAAGAUAAAGCUAAGAUACAAAGCAGACACAUUGGAUAGUUUCAUAACACAUGUAACCUUUUUAAAAAAGAAAAACAACUACUGUUGUAGCAUAGACUCUGCUCAGGGUUACUUGCUUAUUAACAUGUAGUGAAGCUAUCUUCUUUUCAUGUGGGAAUGUUGCAUUCCUUAAUUGUCAUCAGUUAAAAAUACCCGUUUUUUUGCACUGAUUUAAAAAAAAAAAAAAAUUCUCUAUUGGAACAACAAAAAAGAGGACCGCUUGCCUUGUUGCACUUGGCAACGUCCUCAUUUCCCUCCCUAAAAAAUCUGAAAAACUAUAUGCUGCAAUCAUCAUAGUCUUUUUAAAAGAGAGCGUUUGCACUUCACUGAGUUUGAAGAAAAAAAAUGGCUUUACGUGUUUUUGGUGUGCUCACAACUCGCAGAUGGCUAAUACAGCAGAAAAGUAUGAAAUCCUUCUAUCUAUUGAGCAUUUAUUUUAAUAUUUUUUUCCAGAUUGAAAUCUGCUUUGUAUCAUUCUGUGUAUAUUGUAAUUAACAGAUUUGAUGAGGGGGGGUUGGGGGGCGGGGGGGUGUCAGAGCA